UGAGGUGUUGGCUAGGCUAGAAAGGUGUGUUGCUCCCUUAGCCUAGGUGUGCACAAGAGACAACAGGAAAACCGAGCUCUGGACUGCCUGAGCCGGAAUACGUCCACGGAAUCGAUCCUCAACACUGAUGUUCUCGGCAUAGCCUUGAACUACCUAGCGUGAAAGCCAAGCCUAAGCAUCUCACAGCCUCACAAGAACACAAUGCAAUGAGCAUAUACACAUUCAGGCCGCUGGUGGGCUCAAGAAGGGACUUUUAAGUAGCAUUUCAGUACUCCGCCAUUUGUUUGAGCACUCACUGAUCCUAGUUUCUGUUGAUUUAGUUAAAGCCAUCCAUGCUUCCACUAUACGCAGCAAUGUCAUUGGCCAUAUAAUUGUAGGGGACUUUUGUCUUGCCGCUUGAAUUCACCAUCUGCUACUGAUAACACUGAUUUUGCCUCUCAAAGUUCUCAAGCUCAGUAGCUCACAGGCAAUGAUGGGACGCUCCCUUCUCUCUCAACUCUUUAUCCUCAACAGCACUGCUCCCCGCUUCUCUUCUUCAGUGUUAAGAAGACCAGGAUUGGUUCCUCAGAUCCACAGUCAAAGUUUCCGGUGCCUUUGCAGCACCCCUAUAUCUGAGCCUUCUGUUUCCGAGAAUCUUCCGAGCUCUGUAAAGAAGAGAAUAGUCUCUGGUGUACAGCCAACAGGAUCUAUACACCUUGGGAAUUAUCUCGGUGCCAUAAAAAAUUGGAUCCAGUUGCAGGUUUUUUACCAACGUGUCAAAUGCAAUCCACUUAAUUGAGAAUUCAUGUUCAUGCCUACUAUAAGGAUUUUAGUUUUGUGUAAUAAUAGUGAAUGGAUUAGCAUUAGUUGUAGUUGUUGGUUGUGAAUCUUCAUCAUAGCUGCCUUCAAAUGUUUGGUUAGUGGUAAAAAUAUUCUCCACCCGGAACUCUCCCCUCCUGAUAAGGGUAGCAAGCUUUUUCCGAAGCUCCCACAAAUAGAUGUCUUUGUGAUCAACUGUGACUUAGUGUCCAAUUUAAGAGUGUGAUGCAUUGUUUGGCUUAUGAGGACCCUAUGCUUCAAAUCACUAUUAUUAACAAUAACAUCGAUAGCAAUCAUUUUUUAUUAUAAUGAGGUUAACAUAAACAGAUGGCAUAAUGGAUAUGGAAAUGCUUGCAUAUACAAUGUUUUGCUUUUGCAUCUACCACCAGAUUUUAGAGGAUAAUUUAAGCGGAUAGAGUUGUCAUUUCAUUAUAUUUGGAUUUUUUUAACUAUGAGAACGUUUUCUCUAACCUUUUUUAAUAUGAUUAGCCGACCCCAUUAUUUUGGAAGUAUGACUCUGCUUUUUGCGGUUUUUUUAGUAGGGAAAAGGGUCAAAUAAGCACUCCAACUAUUCACGACUCAGCAGUUGGAUCCCCUAAUAUAAUGACCUUACAACUAAGCAUCCCAACGGAUUAAGAACAACAAUUGUAUCCAGAUUAGCUAUAAUAGCAUAUAACCUUCAGGUGGGGGCGGUCUUGGCUAUGAAGGAUGAAGGAGCUUGCACCGGCAUGGCGGUUUUUGCUGAAGAAGAUGAAGCAUUGGCGGCAAGACGAGCAUGCAGAUAAGCAUGACACUUUCUUCUUCAUUGUAGACCUUCAUGCGAUAACUUUGCCAUAUGAUGCUCCGCAUUUACUUAAAGCAACCAAGGACACAGCAGCUCUUUAUUUAGCUUGCGGUGUGGACCCUACUAAGGCUACAGUUUUUGUACAGUCGCAUGUUGCUGCUCAUGUAGAAUUGAUGUGGCUACUGAGUGCUGCCACUCCCAUUGGUUGGCUCAAUAAAAUGAUUCAAUUCAAAGAGAAAUCACGGAAGGCGGGAGAUGAAAAUGUUGGGGUUGCCCUUCUAACCUAUCCUGUACUGAUGGCUUCUGAUAUUCUUCUAUACCAGCCUGAUCUCGUUCCUGUUGGAGAGGAUCAGAAGCAACAUCUUGAAUUGACACGAGAGCUUGCAGAACGAAUUAACUAUUUAUAUGGAGGUAAAAAGUGGAAGAAGUUGGGAGGGCGAGGUGGUCCAAUAUUUAAGGUACCUGAACCUCUCAUUCCAUCUGCUGGAGCUCGAAUAAUGUCCCUUACUGAUGGCCUCUCAAAGAUGUCAAAGUCUGCACCUUCUGACCAAUCUCGUAUCAACUUGCUUGAUCCAAAAGAUGCAAUAGCAAAUAAGAUAAAACGAUGCAAGACUGACUCAUUGAAUGGCUUGGAAUUUGACAACCCUGAUAGACCAGAAUGCAACAAUCUUCUUUCUAUUUAUCAGCUUGUGUCAGGCAAGACAAAGCAGGAAGUUACAGAGGAAUGCCAAAAUAUGAGCUGGGGAGCAUUUAAGCCUUUGCUUACAGAUGCUUUAGUUGCACAUCUACAUCCUAUCCAGGUUAGAUAUGAUGAAAUAAUGUCUGAUAGCGACUGUUUGGAUAAAGUGUUGGCAGAAGGCGCUAUGAACGCAACAAACGUUGCAAAUGUCACUCUUCGUAAUGUUUACCAGGCAAUGGGGUUUAUGCAGCGAUGAUUAUAAAUUAUCUACGUUUAGUAAAAAUAACAGUAUUUGAGACGGAGUAUUAGUUAUACAACUAGUUAAUAUAACACAUUUUUACUAUGAUAGUAUGAUCUAAUCACAAACAAUAACAAAUAGUACAUUAUUGAUGUUCUUGUAGUAGGUCAUAGUUGGAGAAUAAUAAAAGAGUUAUGUAUGAAACUUUUCCUAUGAAGAUUUUGAUGGUGUUCAUAAAUUACAUGCAUAUUGUUAUUAUAUUUUCAUAUCAUAAUGUCUUUAUUCACGUUAUAAACUAAAUGUGAUUAUGCAUAUAAUAAUCAAAGUAUUAUGUGAUAAGCUACCCCCGGGCCUAGGCCCGACUCGGAUAGUAGCAAUAAAUGCGAGACGGGGACACGUGUCAAGCAUCCGACGGCUGAGGGGUCACAUCAAUCGGGACGGCAUUGGUGCUCCCAUGUGGCCGCAUUAAAUGCGGCGGUUGGAUGUGACGUCGUACUUGGUACGGUGAUUCAGGCGCAAGUGGAGAAGAGAUCCUGUCGUUUGAGGUGCCUCCGGCUGAAAGUGACAGGCCGAAGGCUUCAUAAUCCGAGGGCACCUCUAAUGCCGAGGGCUCCAGAUGUCGAGGGCUACUAUUUUCGCCGUUUUCUCCCAGUUCCUCUGUUUGUUCGAAAUAUCCAUGCUGUGAUAGUUUGGAGCCCUCGGUCAGGGGGUCGAGGGCACCCCAGUGUGCCUUGAGGGUUGAUUUGUGCUUGGGGCGUUAUAAUUUUGGGCUUGCAAUGCUUCUUGGGUUUGUUGGGCUUUUGUUGGAGUAGUGGGAGUCUGUGGACCGGGGGUUCCCGGGUCAUAUACUCCAUCAGGAGUCCCUCACUCCUUUUGCCGAAAGGUACUUGAGGGAAAAGGAGUAAACUGUGUCUGCCAUUUGAUGUUGCUCCGUUGUAGUUUGGUGAGGAGUUGUUGUUUGCGUGUCC
Cuscuta europaea is the source of this 3467-nucleotide messenger RNA. Lineage: Eukaryota; Viridiplantae; Streptophyta; Magnoliopsida; Solanales; Convolvulaceae. The record is from the annotation of a GenBank genome assembly.